Molecule: messenger RNA, 1422 nt
Organism: Eremothecium sinecaudum
Lineage: Eukaryota; Fungi; Ascomycota; Saccharomycetes; Saccharomycetales; Saccharomycetaceae
Gene: RIT1
Product: tRNA A64-2'-O-ribosylphosphate transferase
Exons: 1
Coding region: 1-1422 (473 amino acids)
Biological process (GO): charged-tRNA amino acid modification
Cellular component (GO): cytoplasm
Molecular function (GO): tRNA adenosine(64)-2'-O-ribosylphosphate transferase activity
Source: RefSeq, a predicted model, not a curated record
AUGGAAGCUGAAAUUCGCUAUUCAUUGAAUGCUACGAGUCGAGAUAUAAAAAAGGAAUACACUUCGCUGAGGAAUAGGCUUCAGAGCAUCAUUUUGGACAAUAAGUAUAUGUGUGAUGAGGUCAUUCCAUCGUUCCCAGAUUAUCCUAUCAUUCCCAAUGAACGCUGUGGCUUGUGGUACUGCCGGCCAGGACAAUAUGAACAGACAAGUUAUUUUAAGUCUACAGAUGGUCACACCGCUAUAUGGGAUUUUAGCGUCCGAAGACUAAAUUUCCAUCUGCUACCUACUCUGUCAAAACAUAAUGGUCUGAUUAUAGUAGAUAGUACUAGGAGAGGAAAGAAAAUGCCCGAUGCACUGAGCAAAACCAUACCAAUUUGGUGUGCCGUACUCAAUAAUCUGAUCUUAGAGUUCACAGGGAAUCAGCAACAGGUAUUAUUUUGUCCUCCAGAUAUUGUAUCUCCAACUGAAUAUUCCAGCAUAGUCAGCAAAUUACCACAUCUAGUGGAAAAGUUGAAGAAAAUAGAUCAAAUCACUGGUGAGAAGCUAUUUGCUAUGUUUGGUGGCCGUACCCUGCGUCCAUUUUGGGUGUAUCCUGGGUCUUCACUGUUGAAUGUUUCAAAGGAUAUAUUUACUGGCGAAAUGACAGGCGCCAAAUGGAGCCCUCCAGAAAAUGUAAUACCUCUUAUAUUGUACACGGCGAGUUACCAAUGUCAGGAUGGUGUCGAUAACAAAAAUGGAUUUACUUACGUGCAAGGCGCAGCAGACGACCAUGAGCUAUGGGCAGGCGGUCUCACAUCAAAUCUUUUGUGGAAACAUUUUAAUGUUUUAGGAGAUCCAACGAAGUCAGAAUCAGAGCUUGCUAGUUAUUGUCAGAACUUGCUUACAUCGGAGGCUGAUAACCUGCCAGUGGCUUCCAACCUCAAAUCGCUUUUUAAAAUAGAUGUGGUGAACAGUUCAUUACAUUUAGCCGCCAUAAGAAAUAAUACUACAAUAAGUAAGGAAGUUGCUGCCGAGCUGGAGAAAAACUACUCACUAACAAUUGUAUGCAGUGAAACUGUUGCAAUGGGUGCUAAUGUUGAAUGCAAAUCUAUAAAAAUAUACCCUAUGAAUAGUGACUCUAAAAAAGGCUCUCGGACUUUACGAAUAACACUCAUAGAAAUCGAUAAGCUAAUAUCCGACCACCUCAAGAAUAAAACACCAAUUAUGAUUUGCUGUAACACGGGUAGAGAUAUAUCAGUGGGAGUUGUAUUGACAAUAUUAUGCCGGCAUUUCGACCUUGACUGGUUACCCGCCCAGCAAAUAAGCAUAAACAAGACAGUUGUUAGAAAACAUUUAGCAAAACUCAUUUCGCACAUGGAUGGGCGUAAUCUGAACCCAUCAAGAGCUACACUUAACAGCAUAAACUCAUUUCUGAUGCAAUAG